AUCAAUUCAUCAUGCACAGCUAACGCAUCCGGUAUAUGCGGUUCUGGGGCUAGAAAAGAGCAAAAACGGGAGGAAGGGUUAGCGUCAAUACAAGCAGAAGUAGAAGCAAAAUUUUGUUCCCCAUUUAUUCACAGAAUCUAAAGACUCCUUUGCUCUCUGUAUUUAUUUUCACUGGAGAGGUAAUCGGAGUAAGAAGGUUCUCGAUGGGGGAGGAGAAGAGGCACCAGAUGAUGCAGAAUCUGUUCGGCGAUCAGUCGGAAGAUGAAGAAGAAGAGAUAGAUUCUGAACAUGAAUCUAAUCCCCAACCUAAUUACGCCUCUGAUGAAGCUGAAGGAGGGCUGAGGAAUGAGGGCGAAGGUGAAGAUGAAGUAGAAGGGAAUGAGGAGGCAGAAGUGGUGAGUGAUGUUGAAAUGCGUGAGGUAGAUCCUGAUCCGCGAGAAAGUGAGGGUGAAAGAGAAGCAAGUUCUGAAGAAAUAGAUAUUGGUGAUGAGAGGGAAGUGAGUGAAGCAAAGGAUGUAGAUGUCGAUAGUGAUGAGAAGGAAGAGUAUAGUCAUAGAGUGGCCACAGGUCGGAAGCGUGAUAUAAUUGAAAGUGGGUCAGAGAGAUCUGAAGAACAUCAAUAUGACAAUCACGAGGAUGAAGAAGUUGAUCAGGCCAGAAGCCCAAGUAAAUCACCUGAUAUGGAGAAGGAUGACCAGCAUCACAUUUCACAUUCAGCUGCUGAGAUUCGCGAUGUGUUUGGUGCCUCUGAUGAUGAAGAAGAACCAGUAUAUGCAACUAGAAAUGAGAUUGAGCAACAUUUACCUAGAUCUCCAAUGGAAGAGGAAGGGAGAUAUGAAAGGAAUUUAAGACCAGAGGAUAUGCUGGUUGAUGAAGAUGCUCGAUAUGAAUCAGAAGAGGAGAACAUUGAGGUUAAAGCUAAAGAGAAGCCAGUUGGUCCCCCGUUAGAGCUAGAGAUUCCCUUUCAGCAUCCUCCAGCCGAUCCAACUAGGAUGCAUAUGAUCAAGAUUUCUAAUAUUAUGGGCAUUGAUCCAAAUCAAUUCGAUCCUAAGACAUAUGUUGAAGACAAAACAUUUGUUACAGAUGAAUCUGGAGAAAACAAACGUAUACGUUUGGAAAACAAUAUAGUGCGAUGGAGGCCUGUUAGAAAUCCUGAUGGCAGUAAAUCUGUCGAAAGUAAUGCACGCUUUGUGAGAUGGUCUGAUGGCAGUUUACAGUUACUAAUUGGGAAUGAAGUUCUUAAUAUAUCUGUGCGAGAGGAUCGACAUGAUCAGACACAUCUUUUUCUUAGACAUAACAAGUCACUUCUUCAAUCUCAAGGAAGAAUUUUAAGGAAGAUGAAGUUUAUGCCAUCAUCUUUGUCAUCAAAUUCUCAUAAGCGGUUGACUGCUCUUGUUGACUCAAGUUACAGAAAGGUUUAUAAAGUUAAGAACUGUGUCACCGACAUCGAUCCUGAAAGAGAAAAAGAGGAGAAAGAAAGGGCUGAGAGUCAAACGAUAAGAGCAAAUGUACUUCUAAAUCGGAAGAGAGAAAAGGUUAACCGAAAGUAUACACAAACUGUAGAGCGGAGGCGUCAGCUUUCGCCUGGGUUUCUGGAGGGUGCUCUUGAUGAGGAUGAUGAACCAGAUUAUUAUGACCACCGCCGUUCUCGUCGUCGCUUUGAGGAAGACCUGGAAGUUGAAGCUCGGGCAGAGAGACGAAUUAUGAAUGCUAAGAAGGGAAACAAGGAUAUUCUUCGCAAGCCUUCCUUGCCUUCUGCUAAAUCAUCAAAACGCCCUGUGAAUUUCUCUGACAGUGAGAGAGAGGAGUCUGAGUAUGAAAGUGAUGGGGAGGAAGAUGAGAGGUCUCCACCUAGGAAACGGGUUGAAGAGCCAGAGCAGGAAUAUGAAGAAGAGGAAGAAGAACGUGAAGCAGAAGCAGAAGCUGAUGGAGCCUCAGAGGAGGAAGAGGAGGCUGAGGAGCCAAAGCAAAGGAGCAAGGAUUUUGGAGGCAUUCGCAAAAGGAUGGGGAUUGAAUCAGAUGAGGAAUCCCCUCCAAGAAAGAUGCCAACCCAUCGACGAAUGGCAGUUGUUUAUGAUAGUGAUGAGGAAUGAGAACUUCAUAAGAUGAUUAUGGUUUUUGUUUUUGUUUUUUGUUUUUUUAUAUUGUUUAUCCAUUGUCAUAAUGACUUCUUCACUUCCUGUUCAAUGGGAUAUGUGAAAAUAGAAGCUCGUUUAAGUGUGUGUGCAUAGGAGAUUCAAUCCUUCUCGUCACUUUUAUUUUGAUAUGCAACCGAAUCUUCCUAUCACGAGUUAUAAGGAUAUUUAACUGUUUGUUUUCUUUUCAAAUUUCUUGUAAAGCCAAGAAUUACAAUUCAUUAGUUAUUUCUUCUUUGCUAAUUAACUUUGAGUUUCACCAAA
Molecule: messenger RNA, 2399 nt
Organism: Ricinus communis (castor bean)
Lineage: Eukaryota; Viridiplantae; Streptophyta; Magnoliopsida; Malpighiales; Euphorbiaceae
Product: protein LEO1 homolog
Exons: 11
Coding region: 204-2093 (629 amino acids)
Biological process (GO): positive regulation of transcription elongation by RNA polymerase II; transcription elongation by RNA polymerase II
Cellular component (GO): nucleus; Cdc73/Paf1 complex
Molecular function (GO): RNA polymerase II C-terminal domain phosphoserine binding
Source: RefSeq, a predicted model, not a curated record